AUGUCUUAUAACAUAAAGAAAUCAAUUCCUAGUCAAAGUAAAGUUAUUUCGACUGUUGACUCUUACUUUCAAUAUGCGAAAGAGAUAAUUAUCGAUAGGUCUUGGAUGCCAUUACUUCAAUUGG
Molecule: messenger RNA, 124 nt
Organism: Scutellospora calospora
Lineage: Eukaryota; Fungi; Glomeromycota; Glomeromycetes; Diversisporales; Gigasporaceae
Source: the annotation of a GenBank genome assembly